Messenger RNA from Ilex paraguariensis (yerba mate), 438 nucleotides. Lineage: Eukaryota; Viridiplantae; Streptophyta; Magnoliopsida; Aquifoliales; Aquifoliaceae. The record is from the annotation of a GenBank genome assembly.
AUGAGACUUAAGGCUUUUGUGAGAGGGAAACGUUUUACUGUUACUUUGGCGGAUGUUGUUGAGGUUACUAGAUUACCGAGGGUGGCUAAGCCGGGAUAUCCUUGUGUUCCUAAGGAUACCCCUAAGUUGGAUGCAAUAGCAGGUGCUAAUGCCAAAAUAGUUGUUUUACUUCAUGCUAUGGGUAAUGGGGUUCAGAAAGAUCUGCCCAAUUUGAUAGUGAAGGAGAUAUUUGAUGCCUCAAACAAUGAGUUUUCAAUGGUUCUCUUCCUUUGGGAGGAAUUAUUACUGCUUUGUAUGAGAAAAAAAGGAGUAGAAUUUCCUAUUGUGGUUGAAUACAAGGAAUCAAUAUCUGCAAUAUUGGGUAGUACUGUUGGUAAAAACACAAGGCAAGCAACAAUAAUGAUUGAUGAAGAUGAAGGAGGUGAUAUUGGAGUAUAG